AUUGUCCCCAAUCGUCCACCCCGUGACAAAUGCAUUAUUGGAAUACAUUAGGUUGGCUAAUGUAACCUGCGACUUGGAGUUGCCAGUUUUAUUGGGUAAAUCCAGAAGCCAGUUUAUAAUAUAAUAAUUAUAUAUUUUAUGAAGAUUUUGAAACUGUAACAUUGAGUUUUGUUUUCGGUCCAAAUACAAUUUAGUCACUGCUUCUUUAUACUACAUACUAUACCAGUUAUCUGGCUGACAUUAAAUAGUUACUAUACUAUACUUUAUUGCAUGUAGAUAUAUAGAGAACACAUGUCUGAAUGGAGUAUUUACACAUUAUGUUACUCAUAUUUCAAAAAUAUUUCAAGCAGAGAAGAAAGGUUAUAUAAACAGUGUAAUCUUGUUACCCUCCAAGCCACGUCUACUGCAUCAGUCAAUCAACAUAAUCUAUGUGAGGUGCUAGUAGCAAAAGAGGGACAAUUAAUGUGAAGCAUCCGAUUAACACAGUCAAUUCGACCUUUGCUGCCCCAUCUGCCGUUCCCUUGCCCUGCAAAUCCAAUUAUGUUCUUAUGUCCCCUGGUCUAAAAAUAGUUGAAAAUGAAGCAGAAUGCAGAAACUGCACGUCAUUAGUUGUCAACAAAUGACGUUACGAAGCUGAUGUGUCCUUAGUGUGGGGCCGUUUGAUCUGCCAUGAGGAAAUAACCGUGUGCGACAAGCUGCCAUGUAGGACACCGGGACGAGGGAACGGUGGGUGGAAUGGCAGCAGAGGAAGAAGGAUUAGGUCGGUUAGGUUAGUGGCGGAUGCAUGAAGAAACUUGACCAGAGUCUUUACAGAAACCGGAUGAAAUAAGGUACAUUGCGUUAUGUGUCAAAAUGAAGUUGUGAUGUUUGUAGUCUGUACUUUUAGUCGUAGAAGCACCUAUAGGCCUAGGGAUAUGUGUUGCAGACACAGUUCUGGAAGGGGCAUAAGAUGCAGCAGCCUUUUUAUAUCCUGCUUUUGUCACAACACAAUUUUCAUUUGGGAAGUGGAAAAGGGUGCAAGACAGCAAAUAGAGAAACAGCAACACUCAAACCUGGUUAGUAAUUACUAAUAUGAUUAUGUGUGCAUAAAUUCAAAUUAUUGUCCUUUUUCACACAAUAUGUGUUGACGUGUAACAGUAGGCAAAGCACUAAAUGAAAGGUGUCGGAAUUCCCUUUGCUGCUGUGGUUUCAGGGUAGUAGGAACAGAAACAUCCUUCAUGUUACUUGUAACACAUGUGGUUUUCCAGUUAUACGAGUGAAGACGUCUACUGUGAAGAAGACCUCUUCUGAUUCCUGCCGACAAGGUUGUCCAGGUGGAUCAAAAGUACAUUGGAUUAUCAGAUCACAGUUAAAGUAGUGGAUUUAAAUCAGUUACAGUAAUUGAAUUAAAUCGAAGCAGUAAAGUCAUCAGAAAAAGACAACUAAAUAACAUUGAUUAAAAAAACAUCAAACCCAAUAAAGAUUCUUCCUUUUUGUGGUAUCUUCUACUAUGAGAAGGAAUCGGAUGAUUAUAAUUAGACCUUUUCUGAGGGCAACAUCCGGAUGUUAAUCUGAUUGUAAAACUAUUUUAAAAAAGCCUUGUAGGUUACCAUGGUUGCCGAGAACCAUGCUAAUACUUAUCAGGGAUUAGUUAAUCAGGCUGCUCUUCUUCCUGUUUUGUGACAUAAAUGAUCCCAAUAGCUCAAAUAAACAGAAUGAACUCGAACAAGUUGAUGUGGAAUAUAAGAGUAAACUGACAACCAAAAAAACCCACACACAAAGUACAGAUAUGAUGUUUCUUUUUGUCUCAAGAUUUAAACUUAAACUUCCUCUGAUCUUGUAUUCAAUAAUCUAGUCAAACAAAAAGAGAGCUGUUGCUUUCCAUUCUGCAUGUUUGGUCAUUUUAUAUUGAACUAGAAAAAACCUAGGUUGUGGACUGCAGAGACUGCUGUAUUCCGAGGAUCAAAGCAAAGAAAACAGUUGGAUUGUCUCACAAUUAGAUAGUUUACUCAAUCUUAAGCUUGUCCAUCUCAAACGCCGACCUCUGACGUCUCAACGUUAAUUGUGCCAGUUGUACUUAGCGGUGGGAUUCGAGCCAAUGAUGACAUUCCGCUCCUUUGUUAAGAAAUAACACGGCUUAUCUUUCAGUGUACCGUGUUGUGCUAUACAACAGUAUUAAUCCAGGUAACAGGUUACUUAUUAAUGUGCAUAAUUAAUGCAACUAAAGUAGAACAGAAACACAUUUCCCACAUGUAACACGGCAGUUCAGUCUUUCCACCUGCAGCAUCAAGUGUCUGUCUCUGCUGUGUCUGUCGCAGCAGAAUGGGUACAUUUGUGACCCUGGCAGAAGUGUUGGAGGGCCGGGGUUCAAAACUGGAUGAGGAUGAGGUCUGGUGUCUGCUGCUCGCCACCACUGAGGCCUUACUGGCCGUUUCCAAGAAAGGCUCGGGCAACAUGUGCAGCGUGCUGAGCCCAGGCUCGGUGCUUCUGUCAGGCAACGGGAGUCUGGCCUUCAAGAGCUGUGCCCGGUACGAGGACGUGGCCUCCUUCACAGCUCCUGAGAUCCAGCAGGGGCAGGCUGCCUCCACCAGGACUUCAGCAGAAAAGAUGGUUGUCUAUUCACUGGGGAUGACUCUUUACUGGUGUGUUGAUUAUCAUCUACCUCAAAACCAGCCGGUCCAGAUGAGUGCAGAGCUGGAAGGUCUGCUGCUCAGCAUGUGCGAGGACAUGGUGGUGAGGCGGACCGACCUGCUGACGGUGCUGGAGACCUGCGAGCUCCACCACAGGGCCUCCAUGCUACCUCCUGCCGAUCGGCUCAUCAGGCAGCUGGUGGAAGACGUCUACAGAAACUCUGUUGAUCAUGUGUCCAUGGCUGAAAAUGGAUCCCGGCUAACAGACCGCAGUCAAUUGAUCAGGGACAGAUUGCACAGAGGCUCUUUUAGUAACUCAACAUGGGAGCUGAACAAGAAGAUUUCCAGAACAUUCUCCGGUGCAUCUUAUUCUUACGGGCCAUCAGGGAUUCCCCCAGGAGGUCAACACAGGGAGAGUUACGGCAGCUGGCAACAGCUAAACCGCAGCCCCCGCACGCCAUACGUGGAAGGUAACCGCAAAGCCAUCUCAAGAUCCCUCGCACAGUUCGAAUCCACAAUGAGUUUCAACGACAAGAAAGCAAAGGACAUGGGUCCUGAGUUUAUUAGAACGUUAGAGGAGCCGCUGGUUGUCUUAGAGCUGCCUGGAUCCAUUUUGUCAAAAAAGGGGAAAUCUCCCACCACUCAGAGAGAGCUGAGCGUGGUGAUGCCAAAUGGCCAAAGCAUCCUGGUCAAGUGUGAGGUGAAGUCCAGUGCAGGGGACAUCUUUGACAUGAUUGUGGCUCACUCCAAUCUGGUGGAACAUUUCUACUUUGCCCUGGCCUAUAUUGACGAUAAUGAGUUUUUCUUUCUGGACAAUGACACCAAGAUUUCCAAAGUUGCUCCAGAUAGCUGGAAGAAAGUGCCUACAACCACCUUCGUCCUUUUUUUGAGGAUCAAAUUUUUUGUCAAUGACAUUUGUCUCUUGCACAAGCAGACCUGCCACCAGUAUUACCUCCAGCUCAGGAGGGACCUUUUGGAGGACCAACUGUCCUGCCAUGAGGAGACUGCUCUUUACCUGGGAGCGCUGGCCCUGCAGUCGGAGUGCGGAGACUGCAUGCCGGAGGUAUACGGUAAAAACUACUACCGCCCUAACCAGUAUGUCUCCAAGAGCGUCAUGGAGAAACGCGCCUUGCCUCUCAUUCAGGCGGAGCUACUACGCCUCCACGCCAACAACGCUCAGAUGCUCACCGACGAAUCAGAGCUUGAGUUCCUUAAGGUAUGUCAACAGUUGCCUGAAUAUGGAGUUUUGUUCCACCGUGUGAUUCGUGAAAAAAGGCCUUCAGAAGGGGAGAUCAUGCUGGGAGUUUGUGCCAAAGGAGUCAUCGUCUUCGAGGUUAAAGAUGGCUGCCGAUCCACCAAUCAGACUUUCUACUGGAGGGAGGCAGCGACCAUCUCCUCUAAUAGGCGUAAAUUUGUGGUAGAGAGCCGUGUCAGCAAAAAGAAGCACAUCUUUAUCACAGAGAGUUCGAAAAUAGCCCAGUAUCUGUGUAACCUCUGUUCAGCCCAACACAAGUUCAACAAUGAGAUGAUCUCCCGUCAGCUCAGCCACAGCCUGGUCUCAGAGGACAACAUUGUGCAGUACGCCGCAGGGUGUUGCGCUCACAGCAGCCAACACAAGUCCUUCUCCUGCUCCGAGACACCGCAGGACGACAGCGGACUGACCACGCCUCAGGGUGGGUCCCUGAACAAGCUGUGUGAUGACGUUACAGCCCGGAUCGAGGCGCGACUUAAACAGCAGCUGCUUAAUGAGCAGAGUCAGCGCAGCAGCACCGGAAUGCGUUCCCCUGUCUGUUCCCAGAAGAGUGGAUCUAAGGCCCAUUCCGGCUCCCCACCAUUCAGAGAAACCCCAGCGACACAAAGGGCAUCGUCGGAGAGAGAAGUCCUAUGUGUUAACCUAAAGAAAGACCCACAUCUUGGCCUAGGUGUAGUGAUCGUGGGAGAGGACACUGUGGGCCACUAUGACCUGGGUAUCUUUGUUGCUUCCAUUGUGCCUGGUGGACCUGCCGAUAAGGAUGGACGCAUCCAACCAGGUGGUCGUCUGAUCUCUCUGAACCACAUCAGCCUGGAGGGCGUCACCUUUAGUAAGGCAGCAGAGGUCAUGCAGAGCAGCCCAGAGGAAGUGCAGCUGAUAAUCUCACAGCCGAAAGUAGGCCUCAGUCCCAACAAUGUGCGCUCUCCUGUAAUGCGUCAUUACGAGUCUCAGACCACAGUAAUGACGGAUGUCCGAUCAGCACACAACAGCUUAGACGAGAUUGUUUCGGCCAUGAUGACGCCGAAGACAGCCAACCGGCUCAAUGUCCCCCGAGAAGUUCGAGACCUCGGUGCUCAGGACAGCUGCUCACUGUCGGCCCCUCUGCACUGUGUGGAGCCCGAGGAGAUCCCUGUGCAGAUCAGAAAGAUAUCAGGAAGUCUGGGCAUCAGCAUCUCUGGCGGUGUCAACAAUAACCUUCCUAAUGGAGGAAUCUUCAUAAGAAGCCUUGUUCCGGGAGGGGCGGCUGAGAGAGACGGACGAGUAUGUUCAGGGGACAGACUGUUGGAGGUGGAUGGUAUUAGCGUCCAGUGUUUCACCUACCGGCAGGCUGUGGAUUGUCUCAGUAAAACUGGGGAGCUGGUAACCUUGGUGGUGGAGAGAGUGCCGAUACACCCGCUCAGGGUCUCUUUUGGCUCAGAAACCAUUAGAAGUGCAUCCAAUCCCAGCAUCAACCCGGAGAGGAUCAACAGCUGCUCCUCCAUCAGUGCUCCUCCACCCGUGAUCUCUGACCGGCCCAAGGACUACGUCUUUGUCACUGACGAGAACACCCAGGAAGUGACGCUGGCUAAAAGCGACAACAGCCUGGGCUUUAGCUUCCUAAUGUGCGAGCUUGAUCCGCCGACUCGAGACUUUGGCAGCCUAGUCCGGAUAAAGGAGCUUUUUCCAGGUCAACCAGCCCUGCAGAGCGGCAAGAUCCAGGAGGGAGACGUCCUGCUGGCGAUAAACGGCCAGUCCCUCAAGGAGCUGUCCUAUUCAAAGGUGCUAAAGCUGUUCAAGAAUGCCCCGGCGGAGGUUCGACUGACUCUCAGCCGGCCUGCUCCAGGGAUCCUUCCUUCCAUUGAUCAGUUCACUGACACAUGAGUGGAACAUCAAGGGAUGUUCAGAAGCAACACAGUGCUUCGUGUCAACCAGGAAGUGGUGAUGGGGGCCGACGGAUGGCUGAACGAUAUGUGUCUCUGGGCUACUGCAUUAAACUCAUCUUAAUGAUGACUCCGAUACUGCUGAAAGGGCAAAAGAGACGGACAGCGCGGCCUCGACCUCUGCAGCCUCUGCUCAGGUCACUGCACGUUGCCGAUGACUGAUAAGCGAAAGAUGUGCAGAGAUGGAUUCCCCCCACCGGUCGUGUCUGCUGACAUCGCCAUCUUCCUGCUGUGCUCAAGGGAUUUCCAACCAAAGGGAGGCUGAGGUUGAAGGAUGAGUUGACCGUAAAAAGGACACCUUAGCCUUAAAUGAGAGAAAGCUGUUGAUCCAUAGUGAAAAGAUACAAACCCAACAUUUGCAUUCAAGCAGUUUACAUCUCGUAAGCCAAGUGUUCAGCAUUCAAGACGUGCAUCAUGUUUAAAACAUGUUUCAUUGUUUGAGUCCAAGGGUGUGGAUAACCCCGUUUGCCGUGCAUUUGGCACACAAACAGGGUUGUUCCCACUCGCAUUGUGUUGUUACAGCCUCUCCGGUGACUGCAAACAGCAGGACACAUUUUAUUAAGUGCUAACAGAAUAUUAUUCUCUUGUACUUCACCACAGAUUAAUAUGCUGGAAUUGAGCCACUGUUAGAUAUGCCAAGUGUUAUACUACAACAAAAAGCAUAAUUUUUCUUUUUAAGAGAGGGGAGCACUGGCCAUUUGCCGUUGGAUUUUUGUCGUCAGCUCCUCCAGGAGGCCCAUGCUAUCAGCCCGUGACUGAGUGUGCUCCCCUUUGUCUGUCCACAGCUAAUCAAACAUUCUGCUGCUGCAAACUGCAGGAGGUUUUGUGGUGACUUUCUUAAAACAGCUUUUAUUUCCAAUUUUAUUUAUAAUGCAUAUACUGCCAGUGACCGUCUGCUGACUCCUCACUCACCUCUGAUGCCAUUUCUUUGCAAUUAAAUUGACCAGUAAUUCAAUCCCCUAAUUGUUGCACUUUUUGAAGCACAUUAUUUAUUCCGUCUAAUUGUAAUGUGAAAGGGCAUUAUUAUGAAUUAUAAAUCAAACUCCACCGCUCCACUCAGCUCACCAGGGUUUAGCUGCAACUUUCUCACUUUUGAUUCAGUUAUGAAGUUUGUUUCGUUGCUAAAGUUACAGGUCUUUGCAAUGGCCAUGAUUCACAUGAAAUGGCCGCUGCUCUGUCCAUUCUGCAGUGGGGAUUUGAACAGCCGUCCAUCCAACUUCAGUCAGAUCCGGUGGUGGGGGAAAGUGGAGCAUUGGCAGCUCAACAGCACAUCUUUCUCGUAGGUGGUCAGAGAGAGAGAAAAAUCAAUCAAAGUGUCUAAAAGGUUACUCGCAUGUUGGCCGAAUCAACUAACGUGAGAAUACAAACAAAAUCAAUUUGGUACUGCCUAAACCUAACAUUUAGUCUUACUCAAGAUCAUCUCCAGAACAAUGUAACAAGAUUUGUCUCCAGUCUGCCCUUAAACACACAGUUAUAAUGUCACAGACAAACUUUGAGCACACAUUCUGGGUGUGACGAGUUCCCACCCACAUGCUGAGGUACAUGGUACUGUGCAUUGUACACUUUUACAAAGAACAGCAUUAUACAGUAACUGGAAUCCAAACGAGUGGUCCGGUCUGCCCUCGUCCUUACCUCAAUAUUAGCAAUGUGGCAUUUAAGAAACUGGCUCUUAAACGCCAUCCGUUGUUUUCUACUGCGUCUCCAACACACAGAUACUCGGGAGCAACAUGCUAGAGUUCCAUCACCCCCAAAAUAAAGUGAAAAACACCAUCCAGACGAAUGGGCAGUUAUGCAGUUUGGCAGGCCUCAAAGACCUCUUUCUGUAUUAAGACAUUGUGAGCGAUUCACAUUUUCCACUGCAGCUACUGUGACGCACUGGCCUGUCCAGAGGCAGCAAUGGAUGCUGGAUGAUUGCAUGCGCCGGGCUGUUUUCCCUCCGUCUUUUGAUGUCACCUCUCGCUAAGCAAUUUACCCAAUUAAACUGAUUGUGCUAAUGUGUAAAAUGGACUGCCACGAUUAAAGGUAAGCCAUGUUGUUUUUGAGAAGGGCCUCAAAUCCAUCACCGUGGCUGCAAGGCCAACCAGCCAGAGGCACGGACUCUUGGAAAAAAAUUGGAAACGUGAAGGGGAGAUCAUCAAAUGUGACUUAUUGCUGGCGAGUGGGAAAGGAUGAUUAUGAUUAUAUCCUGACCAAGAUGGUCGAUAUUUAAAAAUGAAAACAGUGAUAAUUGCGCAUUUUAAUGGAGCAGUCAGCUCAAAGAAUUCUACCUUUCUGGGGCAGACAAGACGGCAAAGGAGACUGAAAAGGUAAUUGAGGGGACGUCGGCGAAAAUAAGUGAAAAGCGAAUUCAAAACAUUGAAUUGAUGAAUAGACUGAAGGAGUAAAUGGGUGUGCACAUGCUCACACUCUUAGGGUAAUGGGGGAAAAUCAAAGGAAAGGCUAGCGUUAUAUACAGCAAGCACAUGAUGUGUCAACAUUGUUCAGUAUGGGAGGUCGCCCCAGGAGAAAGCCGCCUGACGAAAUUCAACAGCUCUAUCAACGGAAAUCCUCAUCCCACAUCCUUCAGGAAAGCAAAACACAACCUGACGAGAUAACCGAGAGCCCCGAGCUGCAGCCCGAGCCAGGGCUUUCUCAGUUUGUGAGGUGGAAAGGAUUGUGAAAGACUGACUCGCUUUGACAUCAGGAAUCCGAUAUACUUCAUGUGUCUGAAAGACCAAGAAACAGUAUCCAAGUGUUGUUAGAUGGUUGAUUUGGCGUGCUUUCACUGCUUGGGGCUGAUAACGCUUUUGAGUGAAGGCAAAAGGUGCAGUGAUUACUUUGUUUGAUGAGAUUCGCAGCUUUCGUCAUCUUUUUUAAGUAAAUAUUAAUUUAACUUUAAGGUAGGAUCUACCUGUCCUGGUAAAGAUGACAGUAAUAUGUGUCGUGCUUAUCUAUUUUAUUGGGAACUCCCUGCAUCACACUUGGUUACACCCUUCUACAUCUGGGCGUCCCUAUCCACUACACCAGUGCUGAGCACCUCCAAUCAGCUAACGUGGCUCUGUCAAAAUAAGAAAUCUUCAUCAAACAUCUAUUGAUGACAAUGUAUUCCCGUGGUAUCUGUUAAAGUUGGUGAUCUCCGUUGCAAAUAUUUUAAGAUAGCAAGCUGUCCUCCUGCUUAGAAAUAAGAUGCUAGAUUUCACAGUGGAGAUGGAGUGUCAGUUACACCUGUUAGUGUGUUGAGUGGAUUGUUCCGCAUUACUAAUUAAAAGGAUUGCACCAAA
Molecule: messenger RNA, 9040 nt
Organism: Gasterosteus aculeatus aculeatus (three-spined stickleback)
Lineage: Eukaryota; Metazoa; Chordata; Actinopteri; Perciformes; Gasterosteidae
Source: RefSeq, a predicted model, not a curated record